GCAAAAUUGUUGACAGUUUGGAGUGAGUCUGGUGCAAUUCAGUCGCAUGAAAAAAAUGGGUCGUAAAGUUACAUUAGCAACAUGUACUUUGAACCAAUGGGCAAUGGAUUUCGAAGGAAAUCUAUCCAGAAUCCUUCAGAGUUUCCAAGAAGCUAAGGCAUUAGGAGCAAAGUACAGGAUGGGACCUGAGCUUGAGAUUUGUGGGUAUGGUUGUAACGACCAUUUCCAUGAGAGUGACACAUUCCUCCACUCCUGGCAGGUGCUUGCCGAGUUGAUUCACGCUCCAGAGUGUCAGGACAUCAUAGCUGAUGUUGGCAUGCCUGUGAUGCACAAGAAUGUGGCGUACAACUGUCGAGUCAUCUUCCUUAACAAGAAGAUACUCCUUAUCCGGCCCAAGAUGAUCCUGUGCAAUGACUUUAACUACCGGGAAUCUCGCUGGUUCACUGCUUGGAAGAGGGUGAGAGAAACAGAGGAGUUUUACCUGCCAAGGAUGAUCCAGGACAUCACACUACAGUUGAAAGUGCCAUUUGGAGAUGCAGUGAUAUCAACCCUGGACACCUGUAUAGGCUCUGAGAUCUGUGAGGAGCUGUGGAACCUACAGAGUCGUCACAUAGAUAUGGCACUUGAUGGUGUUGAAAUCUUCACAAAUGGAAGUGGCAGUCACCAUGAACUGAGGAAGGCAUAUGUUAGAGUUGACCUCAUCAAAUCUGGAACAAUGAAGUGUGGGGGCUGCUACGUGUUCUCAAACCUGAUGGGCUGUGAUGGGGAACGAGUUUGUUACGAUGGCUGCUCUGUGAUUGCAGUUAACGGGCAGAUCGUUGCUCAGGGGCCACAGUUCACACUCAAGGAUGUGACCGUCAAUGUGGCAACUAUCGAUCUAGAAGACAUUAGAGCUUACAGAAACUCUGUCAGAAGCUACUGUGAGCAGAACUCCAGGGCCCCUGCCUUUCCACGGAUUCAUGUGGACUACGCAUUGUCAGGGGAUGAUUAUUUCCUCCCCGUCUCACAGCCAUUCGAAUUCAAGUACAUACCUGCAGAAGAAGAAAUAUGCCUGGGCCCGGCAUUAUGGCUAUGGGACUACCUGAGGCGGAGUGGCCAGGGCGGUUUCUUCUUGCCACUAAGUGGUGGCAUAGACAGCUCCAGUGUUGCCUGCAUUGUACACUCGAUGUGUCAUCUGGUGUGUGAGGCCGUCAAAAACGGAGAUGUCCAUGUGUUGUCGGACAUCCGGCGUACCGUGAGUGACCCCACAUACUAUCCAACUGACCCCCAGGAGAUGGCCGGACGGGUUCUGACAACCUGCUACAUGGGAACAGAGAACUCAUCUGCGGAGACGAAGGCCAGGGCAGCUGAACUGGCCAGCCAGAUUGGAAGUUUCCACUUGUCAAUCGGUAUAGACACAGCAGUUGCUGGAGUCCUGGGAGUGUUCUCAGCUGCCAUGAAGCUGGUGCCCAAAUUUAAGGUCCAUGGAGGCGGGAUGAGAGAAAACCUUGCCCUUCAAAAUGUACAGGCUCGUGUUCGUAUGGUGCUGGCAUACCUGUUUGCCCAGCUGUCACUGUGGGCGCGUGGCCGACCUGGCGGACUUCUGGUGCUUGGCUCAGCAAAUGUUGAUGAAGCUCUAAGGGGUUACAUGACCAAGUACGACUGUUCAAGUGCCGAUGUGAAUCCUAUAGGUGGAAUCAGCAAGACCGAUUUGAGGUCGUUCAUACGUUUCUGCAUCCAGCGAUUUAAAAUCACUGCUCUUGAGGGGAUUUACAGUGCCCCACCCACCGCUGAGCUUGAGCCCCUCAGGGAAGGCCAACUAGCACAAACUGAUGAGGAGGACAUGGGGAUGACGUACGAUGAGCUGUCUGUGUAUGGCAAGCUGAGAAAACAGAAAGGCUGUGGCCCAUACAGCAUGUUCACCAAGCUUCUACACACAUGGAACUGGCUUACACCUGAACAGGUGGCAGAUAAGGUAAAACACUUCUUCCGGUGUUACGCCAUGAAUCGUCACAAGAUGACAACACUGACACCGAGCUACCACGCAGAGAUGUACAGCCCUGAUGACAACAGGUUCGACCACCGACAGUUCCUUUACAACGUCUCCUGGCCCUGGCAGUUCAACUGUAUCGACACUCAGGUAAAAAGACUUCAAAAGGCUGGCAUCACAAACCAUGAACAAGGGACAUCACAAUCAGCUAAAAAUCAGCAGGGAACCAUUACUAACAACAGCUCAGGUACCAACAACUCACACACUGGAAACCAAUCCUCAUUUACACCGGGAGUCAUGGUUGCCUUAGCAACAGAAGAGGAGGCAGUCAACACAAGGGCUACUGGUUGGUCAGCUGCACCAAUAAGUGGUCAUCUGCUGGACAAAAUAUCUGCCCAUGGCCCUGGGCAGACAGUUUCAAUGCAAAUGGAUGUAAGUGGGUCAGAUGUUGAACAUAAACUUAAGAGGCCAAAGCUUUCGGCAUCUUUGGUAUCCAGUGAGGUAUAGACUUCUUGUUUUUCUGCAAGUAUUUAGUUAAAUUUAUGGAGAGAAAUUAUGAUUUUACAUUUUUACAGACGACAGGGUGUUUUACACUAUUCUUAUUGCUGAUGGUAAAAAAGACUUUUGUAGACAUACAUGUGUUGAUGUUGUAUACCAUGUUUGCUACAGUUAUUAGGGUUUUAUAAUUAAACAAUUUUGUACUUUUUGAAGUGAACAUUUACAUAAAAUUGUUACCAAUAUUUUGUGGUCAUUUCCACAGCUAGCUGCCAAAUUUUGCACAUAUGAUUUGACUUGUGACAGUUAAUUAAUUUUUAAUCAGGUUUUCAACAAAAACCAGGUUAUUAGAAUUGGGAUGUUGUUAGGUGGCUCGGCGGGAUGGCGUCAAACAUUGGUUUUCGCCCAAUAACUAAGGCUAGCAUUGAUGGCUAGUAAUGAAAGUUGUUGUGUAUGAGCUUAUGUGAAAAGCUAGGUUUGGAAUGCUUUUGAGGGGGGUUGGGUCAUGCUAGGUCACUAUAGCUUAAAAUAGAAAAAUGGUGUCUGCCCAAUAACUUCAUUAAGAAUUGAUUGAUAGUGAUAGUUGGUGUGUAGGUAGCAGGGGUCAAGGUAACUAAAAAUAGAAAAAUGGUUUUCACCUAAUUACUUGUGGCUACUACUUUUUCCUAACUCAUACAAGAAAUUAAUUGGCUAUAAUUUCUGAUUUCCCAUAUUAAAACCUGGUUUUGUCACAUUGCAGUGUUUCUAGUUUGAGGUUAAAAUGUUUACAAAAAAUAAUUAAUUAUGUUGUCCUCCCAGAUUCCCCCCUCCCCUCUGUAUUCUUGAAAAUUAUUGUGUUGCUUGUACCUCCAAUGGCAUUUCAUCUGCACUCAACAAACUCCAUAUGAAUAUGUUGGUCAUCAUGGAGAGUUUGUGUACCUGCCAUUUUUUUGACAUUCAAUUUAAUCUAACAAUAAUUCUGACCACUGACUAAGUAAAACCUGAUCCCAUUUAACCAUUCCUAUGUCCAGACUUCAUAUUCAUCACUUGUGUAAUAGCUCUAGUGUUUGGCUUUUUGCCAGUAUUGUUUUGCAAUGUCGUAAGAUUUAACAAGCAUUAUUCAAUUGUAUAUUGUAACAAAUAAAUGUGAUGACAAUAUAUCUGGGCUGACUUUCAUUAAAGUUUUAUUUAAUGUUCUUAGAAUAAUUUCAAGUGUUCAAGUAAAUCUGCAAUAAAAGCAUACCUUGUGUAUUGCAGAUGAUACCAGUAUAGGGUCCUAUUAUGUACUAUGAUGAAAUGUUAUAAAAUACCAAUUUUCAUACCAUUUAUGUUUUGUGGUGUCUGAUAGUCAGCUCUAGUACACACAUUGUAGUUUCCAUUUUAAAAUUUCUGUUACUUAUCAAGAACUAAUAAAUUUUAUGCCAUUUUUGACAACUGUUAAAUAUGAGUGAUAUAUUUUUACUGCUGUGGUAGAUAUGCAAAAUAUUUUUAUUAUGAUUUUACAUUUGUUAAUUUUGUAGAAAUUUAUUGUAAACAAUGAUCACUAUUGUUUUAAUAAACUGUAGUAAAUUGCA
This is a messenger RNA of Mya arenaria, 4017 nucleotides long. Its product is annotated as glutamine-dependent NAD(+) synthetase-like. Gene Ontology annotation, biological process: NAD+ biosynthetic process. The transcript has 19 exons. The record is from RefSeq and is a predicted model, not a curated record. Lineage: Eukaryota; Metazoa; Mollusca; Bivalvia; Myida; Myidae. Gene Ontology annotation, cellular component: cytoplasm. Gene Ontology annotation, molecular function: NAD+ synthase (glutamine-hydrolyzing) activity; glutaminase activity; ATP binding. Bases 47 to 2476 code for a protein of 809 amino acids.